Molecule: messenger RNA, 1761 nt
Organism: Cooperia oncophora
Lineage: Eukaryota; Metazoa; Nematoda; Chromadorea; Rhabditida; Trichostrongylidae
Source: the annotation of a GenBank genome assembly
AUGCUCGGCGCUGGUGGCGGAGGUGGUGGCAAUGCUCCGCAACCACAACAAUAUAUGCCUGGCAUAUUGGGUGGCCAUAUUCCUGGACUACCAGGUCCAUUUAUGGGUGGUCCACCGUUUCCUCAUCAUGCACAGCAACAACCUCCUUUACAGGACAUGUUUUCUGCCGCUCAAACAACAGCGUCCAUGCUAUCUGCCUCAGGUGUACUGUCAUAUUCUGAUGCACCAUCACGUCAAGGUGGAAGCUUGGCCCCUGGUGCACCUAUAGGUGUACCUCCGGGGCAAACAGAUACAUCUCAAGGCGCUGGAGGACAACAACAGGCUGCGUUACCAGGUGGAAGUGGACUGCCAGCGCUUUCCGGUGGCGUACAGUUCCAAUGCCCACGUCGACCAAACCACGGACUUGAAGGACGUUCCAUUUUACUGCGAGCAAAUCAUUUUGCAGUACGUAUGCCAGGUGGUACCAUUCAGCACUAUCAUGUAGACGUGUCACCAGACAAAUGUCCACGGAGAGUGAAUCGAGAAAUCAUUUGCUGUAUGAUCCGCUCCUUUGGCAAGUACUUCAGUUCGAGUAGACCGGUCUAUGAUGGGAAGAGAAAUAUGUAUACACGGGAACCAUUGCCGAUUGGCAGAGAAAAGAUGGAAUUCGAGGUUACUCUCCCUGGUGAUUCGGCGGUGGAGCGUCAGUUUACUGUGACAGUGAAGUGGGCAGGCCAAGUUUCGUUGUCAACAUUAGAAGAUGCAAUGGAGGGGCGCGUACGUCAAGUGCCGUUCGAAGCUGUUCAGGCCAUGGAUGUCAUUCUGAGACAUCUCCCUAGUCUUAAGUACACACCUGUGGGUAGAUCAUUCUUCUCACCACCAGCACAUCCUCAUCAACCACCUCAGCAACAUGGGCAAUAUCACAUGGAAAGUAAAUUGGGUGGUGGUCGUGAAGUGUGGUUCGGAUUCCAUCAAUCUGUUCGACCAUCGCAAUGGAAGAUGAUGCUUAACAUCGAUGUGUCCGCCACGGCUUUCUAUCGAUCCAUGCCCGUCAUAGAGUUUGUCGCAGAAGUUUUGGAGCUUCCCGUACAGGCUCUCACUGAAAGGCGUGCCCUGUCCGAUGCACAGCGCGUGAAAUUCACUAAAGAGAUACGCGGUCUGAAAAUAGAAAUUACUCAUUGUGGGCAAAUGCGCCGAAAGUAUCGAGUAUGCAAUGUGACAAGAAGGCCUGCACAAACUCAAACCUUUCCUCUACAACUGGAGACUGGGCAGACGAUAGAAUGCACAGUGGCGAAGUAUUUUUACGAUAAAUAUCGCAUUCAACUGAAAUAUCCACAUCUCCCAUGUCUUCAGGUUGGACAAGAGCAAAAGCAUACUUAUUUGCCACCAGAAGUAUGCCAUGUAGUGCCAGGACAGCGAUGCAUUAAAAAAUUAACUGAUACGCAGACAUCAACGAUGAUUAAGGCAACGGCUCGUUCUGCUCCCGAAAGAGAACGUGAAAUUGCAAGCCUCGUCAGAAAAGCGGAAUUUUCCGCGGAUCCUUUUGCUCAUGAGUUUGGUAUCGCCAUCAACUCUGCCAUGACCGAAGUGAAAGGACGCGUUCUGUCGGCACCAAAGUUGCAGUACGGAGGAAGAAAUAAAGCGACAGCUUUGCCGAAUCAGGGAGUAUGGGAUAUGCGUGGCAAGCAAUUCCACACUGGAAUUGAUGUGAAGACGUAUUUUCAAAUGACGCCUGGUAACGCUAUAGUUUUGAUUCAGCCAUGCUUCCUGCCAGGAGUCUAG